GCCCACUAACCACUGAUCACCAAUAAAGCCUGUGCCCCCGUGUCACCCGACGGCCGACACUAGCUUUCGAUUCCGUCAGUACUCAGUACUCACUAUCCGCUAUCCAGUAAUUUUCGUCAUUAAAAUCGUUAAACCCGUUUUCAGUUUAGUUUUUCCUGCUGUUUGUCGGAAGACGUCACACGGAUACGAUUGACUUUAAACGGUCUUUCAACGCUAAUAUUUCGAUCGCAGGACGGAUUUCUGAACGUAAGUCCGCAAUUAUUUUUACACGUCAUCGUCGGUUUCGCAGGGGAAUUCAGUAUCGAAAUACGCCUUUUUGUUCAGUCGGAUCGGCCCCUUCAUCAUUAUUUACUAAAUAUCAGAAAUAAUGGAUAACUUUGGUGAGAAUUUCGAUGACAGCGAUGUCGAUCCAGCUGCAGAAUUUUUAGCUCGCGAACAGACUCAAUUGGCGGGCUUAGAAGACGAUCUCAACACACCCAAUGUACCGAUCGGUGUCACCCAAACAUUAUCAAACGGUUCAGGAAGCAGUUUUGAAAUAAUUGAUAGUGCAGAAAACCAGUUAACUAACUCUGUAAAUGAAAAUGGAUUAACGAAUGGUUUUACUGCUACGAAUAGUGAUGAUGAUACAUCAUCGCCAAUUAUUGCUCCAAAAAUUGAAAGAGAAGAACCAGAAAAAAUUAAAAAAUGGCGAGAAGAACAAAAGACCCGAUUAGAAGAAAAAGACGCUGAUGAAGAAAAAAAGAAGGAAGAAUUACGAUUGAUUGCUAAAAAGGAAUUGGAAGAAUGGUACAAGAUUCACAAGGAACAAAUCGCAAAAACUAAAGAUGUUAAUCGAGAAUCUGCAAUAAAUGCCGAAAAACAAUUUGUUGCUGAAUCGGAUGAAAUUGAGCCAGGCACUGAGUGGGACCGCAUCUCAAAACUCUGCGAUUUUAACCCAAAAUCCAGUCGUGCUAGUAAAGACGUGACACGCAUGAGAUCUAUCAUUCUUCAACUCAAACAAACUCCGUUGAAGAAAUCUGUUUCACCUGCAAAAUAAUUUGUAAUUAUAAUUUCCUUUCUGUCAUUCCUAUACAGUAAAAUAUUUAUUCUAUUGAGAUUUUUUUUA
Messenger RNA from Melanaphis sacchari, 1105 nucleotides. It is a transcript of the gene Clc, whose product is annotated as clathrin light chain. The record is from RefSeq and is a predicted model, not a curated record. Gene Ontology annotation, molecular function: structural molecule activity; clathrin heavy chain binding. Gene Ontology annotation, biological process: intracellular protein transport; clathrin-dependent endocytosis; clathrin coat assembly. Gene Ontology annotation, cellular component: plasma membrane; clathrin coat of trans-Golgi network vesicle; clathrin coat of coated pit. The transcript is spliced from 9 exons. The coding region runs from base 368 to 1036 and encodes 222 amino acids. Lineage: Eukaryota; Metazoa; Arthropoda; Insecta; Hemiptera; Aphididae.